Messenger RNA from Capronia epimyces CBS 606.96, 2082 nucleotides. RefSeq lists its product as uncharacterized. Bases 1 to 2082 code for a protein of 693 amino acids. NCBI's taxonomy places the organism in Eukaryota, Fungi, Ascomycota, Eurotiomycetes, Chaetothyriales, Herpotrichiellaceae. The transcript is spliced from 4 exons. Gene Ontology annotation, biological process: positive regulation of transcription by RNA polymerase II. Gene Ontology annotation, cellular component: nucleus. Gene Ontology annotation, molecular function: transcription cis-regulatory region binding; zinc ion binding; DNA-binding transcription factor activity, RNA polymerase II-specific. The record is from RefSeq and is a predicted model, not a curated record.
AUGACUUUAUCCUCGUCCCAACCUCAGCCUCGAACCAAUUCGCUGGCCUUUGCGAAAACAGACUGCCACACGUGCGCUGCACAUCAUCGCAAAUGUGACCGGAGGAGGCCGCAAUGCUCGCCUUGUCUCGACAAUGACAUCCUGUGCGGCGGCUUCCCCAUGCAGUUGUCAUGGUCCGGACGCAAGCCAGCGGCCCGAAGAGCAAGAAAGAUCUUGGACGAAGCAGAUGACCCUUUCUACCUCGAGCCUUUAUCGCUCAAGAUGGCUUCGCAGUUCAGAGAUCGAGAAAAACGGCAUUGUUCUAAACCACGAGCACCUCAACAGUUCAAGUUUGUCGCCAACGAACCCUCAAUCCGCAAACGGCCUUUCCGCCAAUCCGGCAAAGCAUCGAGCCACCCGCAACCUUCUCCGAGCAAGGAGCCGCAGGAUCCGGAGGAUCUACCGCAAGGGAGCAGAGCAGAAACUGGACUUUUCGAUCAUUCUACGCCUCGGGUUCAGGCACCCGGCACUCCUGAUAAGCGGGGAGAAGGUCGCUUGCUCCUUGAUUCACCCGACAUGAACUUUCUGGUCGACCUUGAAGUGGACAAUUUUGGUCCAUGGAGUUGGUCUCCUACACCCUACCAGGGCCCGAAAGAGCUUUUGGGCGCAGAAAGCGACGUAGACAUGGAUUUGUCGACUGGCGCGGAACUGGGGUCCGGCUGUGAUGAUUCUUACCUGUCAGAUUCUUACAACAUGCUACAUUCACGUGCCGGCACGGGCGAGGACGGCACGUCGGAGCUGUCCUGGCCGCAGGACCCCGCCAGAUUGCCGUGUCUUCCUACUCCUCCUUCGACAGAUUCUCCGUUAGAUCUGGUCCCGCUAGACGGCAUUAUGCUGUACGAGGGCUUAUUCGAAAAAUUCGGAGGCUUGCUCGAUAUGUACGAUCGAGAGUUUUGCGUCCUGCCUCUGAGCAGAGAUAUUCAGAGUAACCCUUUUAGGUGCCGAUCGCAAACCUCCCAAGGCUCUCAGUUUCUCCUACACGCAAUCCUCGCACUAUCUUGCUACCAUACCACCAGGCAACCUACUAUCGAAGGAACCCGACCAUCUGCGGAUGUGGUGGAUCAUCAAAACACAGCCAUUCAACUAUAUCGCAAGGAGCUUGAGAAUUAUCACGGAGCGCAAGGUGUGCGACUUCUAGACACCACAUUGGUUCUUUUCACAUUGAACGCGACCCAGUCUGCCUUCGGAGACUGGAUUUCGUACAUCUCUGAUGCCCAGAAGCUUCUCAGCAUCGCUGGAGGGAUAAGGGUAUGGGAAAAUAAUCCGAGAGCCCAGGCUCAAGUGGUCAUGCUUCUCUGGUGGGAUGCGACUAUUGGCCUACUUUCGCGGGAAGGGUGUAUGCUCCCAUACUCCUAUCUGGAAGCACUUUUACCUUUGGAAAAUCACCGGUCAUGGAGUUUCUUCGACGUGACCGGCUGCCCAAGACAACUUGUGGUUCCUCUGAUACAGCUAGCCAGUCUGGCAGAAGAGAAGGAAAAAGCGGCAUCAAUGCGAUGGACCAGGUUUGACUUGACUCUGGUCGACGAGAUCCAGCAAUCCAUCAUCAACUGGAAAAACCCGGGCCUUGAAUUCCGAAUCGAAGACGACAGCAUGUCUGAAGAACAACUGCAGCGCCAACGGGACAUAUACCACUGUUCCGAGGCCUGGAGGUACGGGCUAUUGAUCUAUAUCACCCGAGUAUUCUACUGGAACCGGCACGACACGCCACCUCGAAAACUUGCUUACUACGCAAGACUCACCAUUGAGCACGUAAACUCAUGUCGGAACACGGCGCCAAUCCAGAGGCAGGUCCUACUCGCGCUCUUUUUUGCUGGUUGCGAAACGAGAGAUGCUUGUUUACGGCAGAGCAUCCGAGACUAUUGCCUUUACUGGAGCACACAUUCAGGGUAUCAGCUGUUUGCCACUGCAUCCACACUACUUGAAGAAUUAUGGACAGAAGGGGAUGAGUCGGGUGACAAAGGUGUUUGGUGGGGCUCUGUCAUUGAUGCGAAACAAAAGUCACAACAACAGAGAACGCAGCCGAUGCGGUUUUGCUUUGGUUGA